AUGAGCAGUUUCUAUCCCUUGAAGCCAUUUCUUUUCACUUUGUUCCUGCAAAUCUUCAUUCCCCCCGCAUUUGCAGAUAAUUACCAUAACAGUAACAAUACGAAUAUUACUAACAAUCCUUCGCCAUCGCCGUCCCUACGACCCGGUUCUUCUUCAUUCAAACCCAGCACAGCCGUGUUCAUAUUUCUCGCUGUUCUAUCAGUUUUGUUUUGCGUCAUCUUCCUUCUCUUACUCUAUUCUAAGCGUUGCGGAACUGAUAGUGACAAUAACCCAUUCGGUUAUGCCCACGCCUCGUCAUUGGUCUCUGUUGUUUCAGCUGGGAGAAACUCGGGGUUAAACCAGGUGGUGGUCGAGUCGCUUCCCAUGUUCCGGUUCAGUUCUCUCAGAGGGCAAAAAGACGGUCUCGAGUGCGCCGUUUGCUUAACCAGAUUCGAACCGAACGAGCUCCUACGACUCCUCCCUAAAUGCAAACACGCGUUCCACGCCGAGUGUGUGGACACUUGGCUCGACGCGCAUUCCACUUGCCCUCUCUGUCGUUACCGAGUCGACCCGGAAGACAUUCUCUUAAUACAAGACCAAGAUCUGACGACCGUUUCUCCCCCUUCUUCCUCCUCGAAUCGGCUUGAGGACAUCGAGUCAGAGCCUUCGAGGACGCGACGAGUUUCGGGGAGGCACUCGUACGCCGCCGGAGAACGAACGGGUAGCAGAACGACGUCGUGUUGUAGAAAAGACGGGCUGCUGCUGGUGAGGGAAGACGAGAGGAAGAAGAGAGUGGAGCACCGGAUAAUAGUAUCGGGUUCGGGUGGGGGAGCGGGAAAUGGAUUCCAUCAAAGGUGGAGCGACGUACAGCCGUCAGAUCUGUUGUAUCUACGGUCAGAAAUGAUAAUAAGUCAGAGUGGUAGAUUGGGCAUAGGAUCAGUGGGUGCAGAGGGGGAAAAUAAUAAUAAAAACAUGGGAAGAGAUGAGAAUGGAAAUGGAACGGGGAAGAAUGGUUCAGAGGCAUAGAGAGGCAUUGGUAGAAGCGUAAUAAAUAAUGGUGUCGGAAUUCACGGGAUUUAUUAGUAGCUUUUCGAGGUUUUUUUUUUUAAUUCUUUAGUUUUAAAUUUUUUUUUUGGCUGCGUCACGGUCCGUCCGUGAUUUUCUCAUUAAAU
Hibiscus syriacus is the source of this 1151-nucleotide messenger RNA. RefSeq names its product RING-H2 finger protein ATL43. The transcript has a single exon. NCBI's taxonomy places the organism in Eukaryota, Viridiplantae, Streptophyta, Magnoliopsida, Malvales, Malvaceae. The record is from RefSeq and is a predicted model, not a curated record. The coding region runs from base 1 to 1005 and encodes 334 amino acids.